UCUCCAAAAACAUAUCGUCCUUUUAAGAACAUAACAUAACACUGGUUUUGAGAUCAAAGAGAUCGAAGCCAGUGAAUUAGAGCGAGCUAGCUAGGAACGCACGUAACACACCACAAUGAAUCAUCGACCUUUCCAAGACCCCAUGAUGCUCAUCUCUCAGCUAUACCCUGGCGAUGCAUAUACUCAAAUAAUAGCUCAACAAGGUGAGAAGAAGCCAAGACGUCGUCGUAAUAAGAAGAACAAAGGAGGAGAAAACAGUGCCUCGGAAGCCAACAAGAAGAGGAAGCUUAGUGUGGAGCAAGUUAAUUUGCUUGAGCAAAACUUUGGAAGUGAACAUAAACUCGAGUCAGAAAGGAAGGACAAGCUCGCAAUGGAGCUUGGUUUGGACCCUCGACAAGUUGCUGUGUGGUUUCAAAACAGAAGAGCUCGUUGGAAGAACAAAAAAUUGGAAGAAGAGUACUCUAGCCUUAAAAAAACUCAUGAAUCAACCUUGCUUGAGAAAUGUCGCCUUGAGAGUGAGGUGCUGAAACUCAAGGACCAACUUUCCGAAGCAGAAAAGGAGAUACAAAGGUUGCUACAGAGUGCUGAUAGAGUCCCCAGCAACAGUUCUAGUUCGUCACAGUCACAAUCAGUGGAAGCGUUGGACCCACCAUUUUUAGGGGAAUUUGGAGUUGAUGGAUAUGAUGAUGAUGUGUUUUACGUGCCUGAGACCCAUUAUAUCAACGGCAUGGAGUGGAUUAAUUUGUACAUGUAAACCAAUAGGAAUUUAGAAAUUUGUAGAUAAUGUGAAUGAUCCAAUGUAUAUUGUUCCUAGCUAGGUAGCUAAGCGUGUGUUUGUUUGACUAUGGUUUGAAAAGUAUCGAUUAACAUAAUAAUAAUUUGCAUUUUGACCCGAAA
This is a messenger RNA of Cajanus cajan (pigeon pea), 897 nucleotides long. RefSeq names its product homeobox protein 40 (gene HB40). Gene Ontology annotation, cellular component: nucleus. The record is from RefSeq and is a predicted model, not a curated record. Gene Ontology annotation, biological process: positive regulation of DNA-templated transcription. NCBI's taxonomy places the organism in Eukaryota, Viridiplantae, Streptophyta, Magnoliopsida, Fabales, Fabaceae. Gene Ontology annotation, molecular function: sequence-specific DNA binding; DNA-binding transcription factor activity, RNA polymerase II-specific.